Homarus americanus (American lobster) is the source of this 2820-nucleotide messenger RNA. RefSeq lists its product as uncharacterized. Gene Ontology annotation, molecular function: protein dimerization activity. NCBI's taxonomy places the organism in Eukaryota, Metazoa, Arthropoda, Malacostraca, Decapoda, Nephropidae. Bases 416 to 2716 code for a protein of 766 amino acids. The record is from RefSeq and is a predicted model, not a curated record. The transcript is spliced from 4 exons.
GUUUGGUCAACUGGGUGAUCGAAGUUCGGACCUCAGAGCCGGACCCUUGAAACGAGGGCUCCAUAUUGAUAAUAAAAUGAGGACCCUUUCAUGAAUUAAGGUUCCUCCAUAUAAUGUGAUACUAAUUAUAAAUCUUAUCAUUAUGUGGGAGACAGCCCGAGAAGAUUUCCCACCCGCUGAGUAAUAACCAUAGCUUGCUCCAGUCAGUGCUGCCAUCUCCUGUACUAGUGUCCAGCUAACAGUGUAAACAAUCAUUCAACAGCUCAGACUCACCGUGUACAGAGUGCGUCUACUACUACUCACUUGACUCCACAUAAUUUCCUUAGAAGCCAUGUUUAAUUCAAAUGCAUAUUAAUUUUUUUCUUUCUUUCUACUAUCAUUAAGCCAAUAAGGAACUCCCACACCACCCCUGCACAUGCGCUGUAGACGCUUAAGAAGCGAACUCGGAGGUUGUGGAGCACUGGCUGAGGGAGUCGGUGCUUCUCUGCGAGACGUAAACAUCAAAUGGCAAGACUUUUCUUUCAUCAUUAUGAGUGCCAAGAAAAUGGAGUCACUUACACCCAUGGAGGUUCACACCAUCCUGCGGGCUUCGGACGCUGAAAGUGACGAGACUUUUGAUCCAGAUAACUUGGAGAGGACCGACGAGGAUGACUCAAGUGAUUAUAAUAAUGACUCAACCUGUCCUGAGUCAUCCACCAGCAAACCAAGGAUCCAUGAUCAGCACAUAAAGUCAGAAGUCAAAGGUGCGCAAAACCGAGAAAACCUUAACAAGGUGGUGAUGGCUGUGAAGCGGAGCUUCAGAGAUGCAUGGCUGGACAUUGAAGAUUUCCAGCCCUGGUUGUGCUGUGUUGAGGACAAUCCAUCGAGGGCCUUUUGCAACAUAUGCAAGAGGGAAGUGAGUGCAGAGUUGACAGCCAUCAAACGUCACAAAACAUCAAAGAUGCAUGCAGUUUAUGAGGCCUCGGAACAACAGGAGAGGAUCCCGGUCCACCAUGGGAAAUAUGCAGCAAAUGGAGUAGCCGUAGCAACAAUUCUUUUUGCUUGCUUUAUAGCCGAGCACAACUUGCCAUUUACCACUGCAGAUCAUUUAGUAGACCUCAUGAAGAGGAUGUUUCCUGAUUCUGUAAUUGCUCAAGGCAUGAACAUGAAAAGAACAAAAUGCACAGAGGUUGUGAGGACGUUAGGACGGUGUGUCACCGAGGAUUUAGUAGAUAAGCUUAGAGAAAACAAAUUUUCCAUUAUUGUUGACAAAACAACAGAUAUUAGUACGAUGAAAGCAUACUCUGUUCUUGUAAGAUUUUGGGAUUCAACCACAAUCAGCAUUAAAUCUGGGUUAUUAGAGCUGAUCAAUGUAUAUGGUGAUGAAUUAUCUACAGGGUUAACAGGGAAAAAUUUGUAUAAUUUAAUUAUGAAAACAUUAGAAACACACCGAAUUCCACAUGGGAACCUGAUUGGCUUUGCUGCUGAUGGCGCUAGUAACAUUAUGGGAGAACACAAUUCUAUAAGCAGCAGGCUAUGUAUCACUAUUCCUGGUAUAACCAUAUUGAAAUGUAUAUGUCAUUCUAUUCACUUAUGCACUUCAGAGGCUGCAAAAACGCUACCACGGCGUUGUGAAGACAUGAUAAGACUUAUAUAUACUUAUUUUUCCCACAGUGCCAAACGACAACAUGAAUUUAAAGAAUUUCAAUCAUUCUGUACAGUCAAACCACACAAAGUUCUGCAUGUAAAUCAGACCCGCUGGUUAUCAUUCCACCAAGCAGUUGAAAGAGUAUUAGAACAGUGGCAGCCCCUAAAAAUGUUUUUUACUUUAAAAGAAUCAGAGGAAAGAUUGAUGGCUGUACAACAAAUAGCAGAGAGUUUUAGGGACCCUUCACUUUUAUUGUACUACAAUUUUCUUAAUUUCAUAUUACCCAAAUGUAACAAGUUAAAUCUACUGUUUCAGAGUGAGUCACCAACUAUACAUUUGUUACACGAUAGUAUAUGUCAGCUUUACAGGAAUCUUUUGGGAUAUUUUUGUCGUCCUGAAGUUUUUCAAACAGGUAAUCUUGAUGCAGUUGAUCCCAGAGAUGAUGAAAAUCACCUCCCAAUAAGCCAAAUAUACUUGGGAGCAACAAUACAUGGCCUACUGCAAAGUGAACAAUAUAGAGAACACUCUAAUGCGGUCAAGGAUGUACAAUUCAGAUGUCGUAUCUUCAUGAUAAAUCUUUGUGUGCAAUUACGUCAAAGAUUUGAGCUUGGCAGUAAGUUUUUAUGGAUGUGUUCAUUUCUGUCAUCAAAUAGGGUAUUUGAUACUAAAUCCAGGAAGGAGAUGCCAUCCUUAUACGACUUUGUGAAGGCGGUGCCCCGCAUAUACAGUGGCAGUAUACAAGUUUUAGAUGAUCAAUGGAGAGACUUAGAUGUGAUUGCUAUACCACCUGAGAUUAAGGACAGCAGUGACAUAGUGGACGUUUAUACAAAACUAGGGGAACUUAAGGACGGUGUAGGUGUUUCCCAAUUUAAGGACCUUUGUACAUUUGCUUUGCAGGUAUUGUCUCUUCCAACAUCCAAUGCAGAUGCAGAGAGACUAUUUUCUAAAUUUAAUUUAAUGAAAACAAAAUCCAGAAACACUCUGCAAACUCCCUCUAUUAAUUCAUUAAUAGCCUUGUCUGAGGCUGUGAAAUUCCAAGGUGGAUGUAUAAAUUUUACACCAAAUCAGAGGAUGUUAACUUCUGUUUGAUAUUUUUUGCUCAAUUAGUGUUUAAUGUUCCCAUGUUAUGUUAUAAUAUUAUAUGAUUGUAUAGUUUUUCGUAUGUGCAUAUUUAUAUUAAACUAAUGUGCCAG